Glarea lozoyensis ATCC 20868 is the source of this 1359-nucleotide messenger RNA. RefSeq names its product Nucleoside hydrolase. Gene Ontology annotation, cellular component: cytosol. The record is from RefSeq and is a predicted model, not a curated record. NCBI's taxonomy places the organism in Eukaryota, Fungi, Ascomycota, Leotiomycetes, Helotiales, Helotiaceae. Gene Ontology annotation, biological process: purine nucleoside catabolic process. Gene Ontology annotation, molecular function: purine nucleosidase activity. Bases 1 to 1359 code for a protein of 452 amino acids. The transcript has 4 exons.
AUGGCUGCACCGCUAAAUCGCAUUAUCAUCGAUACUGAUCCAGGUGUCGAUGAUAUUCUGGCUAUCUUGCUAGCUUUGGCUGCAAAGCCAGAGGAGCUAGAAAUUCUUCUGCUUUCCGUUACUUAUGGGAACGUGGAAGCUGAUAAGUGCCUGAAGAACGUGAUUACGCUCUUCCAUAUCAUUGAAAAGGAGAUAGAAUGGAGAAAGUCCCGUGGUCAACUUGAAGGCUUUGGGGCAAUGCUUAGCUCUAAGCCUUUGGUCGCUGUUGGAGCAACUCAUCCGUUGGAAGAUGAAAUGCUCAUGGCAGAUUAUUUCCACGGAAUAGAUGGUCUUGCUGGUACUCACACUUCUCAUCCCCACCUAACUCCUGCAGAUGCUUGGAAGCAUUUGUUCGAGGGCGAGUCCGAAGAGUCUAUUGUCUCUUCCAAAUCUUUCCGAGCAUCUAAAGCUCCGGCUCACCAAGAGAUUCUCCGUUUGCUUCGGGAGAACCCUCCUGAUACAAUCACCAUUGUAGCAGUUGGCCCUCUUACGAACUUGGCACUCGCAGCGGCAGAGGACCCAGAGACCUUCUUAAAAGUUAAAGAAGUCUGUGUGAUGGGCGGCGCUAUUGAUGUUGAAGGCAAUAUCACUCCAGUAGCUGAGUUCAACACAUAUGCUGAUGCUGUCGCAACUGCUCGCGUUUUCGCUCUGACCUCUCCAACACCCUCUUCAACGAUGCCACCGCCGCCGUUGAAGAUGUCCAGUCUACCAACUUAUCCAAAGAAAUUAUCUAGGACGUUGAACCUCACCUUAUUUCCACUGGAUGUCACAUCUCCACACCUUCUUCGCAGGCUUGAAUUCAAGCAAAAAGUCGAUCCAUUGAUCGAGGCUGGCAGUCCAUUAGCGCAGUGGACCUCGGUGUUCGUACUUAAGACUCUGGAGAAGAUAGAGUCUCUGACAAGGAAGCAAGAGAACCCUGGCCUUGAACUUCAUGAUCCUUUGUGCAUAUGGUAUAUGUUGACCAGAAACGCACCUCAAUGGAUGCUUGCACCAAAGGCUCCAGAGGACAUUCGAGUCGAGACCGCUGGCCAAUGGACAAGGGGAAUGCAUGUUGUUGACAGAAGACAGCGCAAAAAGGCUGGAAGGCCCGAGGAGCAAGUGAAAAGCCCUGGCGCUGUCGAUAUCGUUAACCCGAUGGAGAGCUUGAACGUUACAGUUUCGGACCAAGGCAUGGACGUUGGGGAGGAAACUCAUGCCGAUCCUCCUGGAGACAACGGGAGCUGGCUUCAGUACAACAGGGGCAACAGAAUUAACAGAAUGAUUAGUAGCCCUGGAGAGGACGCUUUUGGACCAUAUAUUAUUGAGCGACUCUUUGGCUAG